This is a messenger RNA of Suncus etruscus (white-toothed pygmy shrew), 880 nucleotides long. RefSeq names its product nucleolar protein 7 (gene NOL7). The record is from RefSeq and is a predicted model, not a curated record. Gene Ontology annotation, molecular function: RNA binding. The transcript is spliced from 8 exons. The coding region runs from base 23 to 805 and encodes 260 amino acids. Gene Ontology annotation, cellular component: nucleus. Lineage: Eukaryota; Metazoa; Chordata; Mammalia; Eulipotyphla; Soricidae.
AGUCGCCGCGCGGGACGCGGCCAUGGUGCAGCUUCGACCGCGCGCGUCCCGCGUCCCGGGCCCGGCGGCGGCGGCGAUGGUGGACGAGGACCAGCCCGCGUCGGAGGACGAGGAGGAGGCGGAAGCGGGGCACGGCCUGCUGCUCGGGCAGCCCAGCAGCGGCGCGGCCGCCGAGCCGCUGGAGGAGGACGAGGACGAGCUGGACGACGAGGCGCCCCCGGAAGAAGUGACGUUCGCCUGCGCCCAGGUGGAGGCCCGGGAGGAGGAGCGGCGCGUGCGGGACUCGGUGCGCAGGGAGAAAGCCCUCCUCAAGGAGAAGAGGAAACGCCGGGAGGAGCUCUUCAUUGAGCAGAAGAAAAGGAAGCUCCUUCCAGAUGCGAUUCUAGAGCAGCUCACAGAGGCCUCAGAGACCAGCAUAAAGAAGUCACCAGGAAAGUCGAAAGAAGUUGAUUUGCAGAAGAAAGGUGAAAGAUGCGAUAAAGGAAAUGAAUCCAAGAAAGCAAAAGUGCAGAAAGUACAGUCUGUUGGUCCUAAUAAAAGCUACGUGGCUGUAAGGCUGAAAGAUCAAGAUCUGAGAGAUUCAAGGCAACAGGCAGCCCAAGCUUUCAUACAAAAUUCUUUAUAUGGCCCAGGAACCAACAGAACUACUGUAAAUAAGUUCAUGUCUCUUGAGAAUAAGAGGCUACCUGUGAAAAAGGCUGCAGCACAGUUUCUCAAUAACGCUUGGGGAACCCAGAAGAAACAAAAUGCCAAGCGGUUUAAAAGACGGUGGAUGAUCAGAAAGAUGAAAACUUCUAAGAAGUAAAUCCUUUCAAGAUAAAAGAGUACUGAGUACUUUGUAUUAUAGGACUUAUUAGUUUGGAAUGUGACUUUGUGUAAA